UCAACCAAUCAUUUUCGCAUUAAGCACCUCGCACUUUUGUCGCUUUAAUUCACCGUAGGCCUACUUUUAUAUUCAUGACAAUAAACUGAUAUAUUUAAACAUGGAAGAUCAAAUGUGCCCUCGUUGUAAAACGACAAAGUAUAGAAAUCCAGCUUUGAAGUUGAUGGUCAAUGUCUGCGGACACACAUUAUGUGAGAAUUGUGUGGACCUGCUCUUUGUGCGUGGCUCGGGGGCUUGUAUAGAAUGUGGAACUGCACUCAGGAGGAACAAUUUCAGACUACAACUUUUUGAAGAUGCUGGUGUGGAGAAGGAAGUUGAUAUCCGAAAAAAGAUACUCAGAGAUUUUAAUAAAAAGGAAGAUGAUUUUGGAACGCUCAAGGAAUACAAUGAUUACCUGGAAGAAAUUGAGACAACAAUCUUUAAUCUAGUCAAUGGUGUGGAUGUUGAUGACACAAAGAAAAAGAUAGAACAGUAUAAGAAGGAAAAUUGGGAACAAAUAAAGAAGAGCAAAUCAAAAAUGAGUAAGGAUGAGGAGUAUUUAGAAUAUCUAAUAGACGUUGAGAAACAGACAAGCGAGGUCAGGAAACAUCAACUCAUCGAGGAAGAGACAAAACAGAAAAAUGUGAAGAAGCAAAGAAAGCAAGCCAUAAUUGAUGACCUGAUGUUUUCUGAUCUGCCUGCCGAUCUGAUUCUUGCUCAACAUAAAGUAAAGGAAGAAACUGAGCCUGAGAUAACAAGCAUUCCUCGGCAAGCUUUCACUAAAUUUUCAACAGGAGUAAAACUGGGUCACCGCAAUGAGGAAUUUUCUUUUUUAAAGCAAGAUUUUGGCAAUGUUUACAAACAUACUGACCUUGCAUUAGAAACCUGUGGACCAGAAGUGCCAACCUGUGAAAAGUUAGAAAAAGAAGGCUAUUUAUCACAUAUACGAGGGUCAUCGGAGGCCGAUCUUGCUGGAGGAUUCGAAUCUAAGAUGGCGUGCCAUCGAGCUCUCCAGGAAGCUCUAUGUGGACUGUUUUACCACUUUGAAACAUCAAAUCCAUUGUCUGUGCCGAGUAGUACGAGUAGUAGUGAUGUAGCAGAUGUGGAAAUGAGUUAGCAGGAGCUCAAAUAAACUGACGCCAUGACACUAAACAUAUGCCAUAAUAUGGAGCAACAUUGGUUGUGGUGAAUGACUAUUUUGCUGUUAUAAUGAGUGAGGCUAUCAACUACCAAAUGUCCCGGAGCUGUUUACACCUCUUGACUUUACUGAGAUGGUACUAUCUUGGGUGCCGAGAAACUUCUUGUAUUUUGAAGGCCACUUAUGUGUCGAAGUUCCAAAUUGAGCAUCAUUCAAAAUGAGUGUCGGAAUAAAUUUAUUUUUGAA
Messenger RNA from Lineus longissimus, 1363 nucleotides. Its product is annotated as CDK-activating kinase assembly factor MAT1-like. Gene Ontology annotation, molecular function: cyclin-dependent protein serine/threonine kinase activator activity. Bases 101 to 1096 code for a protein of 331 amino acids. The record is from RefSeq and is a predicted model, not a curated record. Gene Ontology annotation, biological process: positive regulation of cyclin-dependent protein serine/threonine kinase activity; regulation of transcription by RNA polymerase II; nucleotide-excision repair. Gene Ontology annotation, cellular component: transcription factor TFIIH holo complex. The transcript has 8 exons. Lineage: Eukaryota; Metazoa; Nemertea; Pilidiophora; Heteronemertea; Lineidae.